AUCCGAUGUGAACAAAGAUGAGAUUUCAACUAGAAAGAAAUGUGACAAGUCACCCAACAAUAAAUUGUUUGGUAAAGGUGACAAAAACCAUACAGGCAAGCAAUGUGAGAAAGUAUGCCGUCAUAGCGCGUCCCAUACCAAGGGAGACAAAAUUCAUACCGGGGAGAAACUGAAAUCGCCCUGCCGUAGUCCAUCUAAACCCAACAAGGCUCCAGGCUCUGGGAAACCUUAUGAAUGUAAUCAAUGUGGGAAGGUCCUCACCCAUAAACAGGGGCUCCUUGACCAUCAAAGAACUCAUACCGGGGAGAAACCAUAUGAAUGUAACAAAUGCAGGGGAGCUGUCAGCCAAAAGUCCCACCUUGUCGUUCUUCAGAGAACUCACACCGGGGAAAAGCCAUACGAGUGUGUCCAGUGUGGCAAAGCCCACGGUCACAAACAUGCCCUCACUGACCACCUGAGAAUCCAUACCGGAGAAAAGCCCGACAAAUGUAACGAAUGUGGCAAAACCUUUAGGCACAGCUCAAACCUUAUGCAACACAUAAGAUCUCACACGGGCGAGAAGCCGUACGAGUGUAAGGAAUGUGGCAAAACCUUCAGAUAUAAUUCAUCUCUCACCGAACAUGUGGGAACACACAUGGGCGAAAUACCCUAUGAAUGUAAUGAAUGUGGCAAAGCUUUUAAGUAUGGCUCAUCCCUGACUAAACACAUGCGAAUUCAUACAGGCGAGAAGCCAUUUGAAUGUACUGAGUGUGGGAAGACUUUUAGCAAAAAGUCACACCUAGUUAUCCAUCAAAGAACUCACACAAAGGAGAAACCUUAUAAAUGUAAGGAGUGCGGCAAAGCCUUUGGACAUAGCUCAUCUCUUACCUACCAUCUGAGAACUCACACCGGGGAUUGCCCCUUAGAAUGUAAUCAAUGUGGUAAGGCCUUUAAGCAAAUUGAGGGUCUUACUCAACACCAGAGAGUUCAUACAGGAGAGAAACCCUAUGAGUGUGUAGAAUAUGGAAAAGCCUUAAGUCAGAAGUCACACCUCAUUGUACAUCAGAGAACUCAUACAGGGGAGAAGCCCUUUGAAUGUUAUGAGUGCGGAAAAGCCUUCAGUGCAAAAUCACAACUUGUUAUUCAUCAGAGAUCCCACACUGGAGAGAAACCCUAUGAGUGUGUUGAAUGUGGUAAAGCCUUCAAACAAAAUGCUUCUCUUACCAAACAUAUGAAAACUCACUCGGAAGAGCAAUCUCAGGAGGAAGAUUAAUGUGGGAACUCUGACAGCUGACUUGUUUGGUAUUGUUUAACCUUCAAGAUGGUCUCAGUUUGAUGAUGUUAGAGUCUUUUUUUAAGAGUAUGAAUCUUUACAUGAGAUCAUUAGAUGGUAAUAAAGUUUAAACUUCAUCCUAAACCUUUCCAGGAAAUACUGUGUUUUUACACUUGUUACAAAUUGUCUCCAUAUUUAGAUUAAAAUAGGAAACUCUUAAAAUUGUGAACAAGGAGAUGAGGAGAUAGCGUAAUCAGUAAAAGCUUGUUAAGCGGUAUAGAGAUCUGAAUCCCAUCCCUAGGACCCACGUCAAAAUCUAGAUGUGCUGCUGUG
Messenger RNA from Rattus norvegicus (Norway rat), 1585 nucleotides. NCBI's taxonomy places the organism in Eukaryota, Metazoa, Chordata, Mammalia, Rodentia, Muridae. The record is from RefSeq and is a predicted model, not a curated record.